UCUCUCUUUGAAGGAUUCCUCAUCUAAACCUCCAAUUUCCACUUCCCAAGGCUUCAGAAGCGAUUGAUGCACUCUCAUUGAAGGCUUCUACAUCCGACGCUUCCAUUGCCACUUCCCAGAUGAGUGUGGAGGAGAGGUUCAAGAUUAUUAGGAGUAUUGGGGAGGAAUGCAUACAGGAGGAUGAGUUGAUGAAUCUGUUAGCAAAGAAGCCGCAGCCCGUCUGCUAUGAUGGUUUUGAGCCAUCUGGUCGAAUGCAUAUUGCUCAGGGAGUUUUGAAGGCACUCAAUGUCAACAAACUGACUUCUGCCGGCUGCAAGGUGAAGAUCUGGAUUGCAGAUUGGUUUGCGCAGCUAAAUAACAAGAUGGGUGGUGAUUUGAAGAAAAUUGAGGUUGUUGGCCAAUAUUUGAUUGAGUUAUGGAAGGGUGUGGGAAUGAAUCUUGAAGGGGAUCAAGUGGAAUUUCUGUGGUCUUCGAAAGAGAUUAACUCCAGAGCUCAUGAAUACUGGCCUCUUGUUAUGGACAUAGCUCGAAGGAACAAGCUUCCACGGAUUUUAAGGUGUUGCCAAAUUAUGGGUCGGUCUGAGCAAGAUGAGCUGACCGCAGCCCAGAUUUUUUACCCAUGCAUGCAAUGCGCUGACAUAUUCUUCCUUAAGGCUGAUAUCUGUCAACUAGGCAUGGACCAGCGAAAGGUUAAUGUACUUGCAAGAGAGUACUGUGAUGAUACCAAGAGGAAAAACAAGCCUAUUAUAUUGUCUCAUCACAUGCUCCCUGGUUUGCAGGAAGGUCAAGAGAAGAUGUCAAAGAGUGACCCCUCUUCUUCUAUCUACAUGGAGGAUGAAGAGGCAGAUGUAAAUCUCAAGGUAAAGAAGGCUUUUUGUCCACCGAAGGUUGUAGAAAAGAAUCCAUGUCUGGAGUACAUCAAGUAUAUCGUCAUCCCUUGGUUUAAUGAGUUCAAAAUCGAACGAAAUACUGAGAAUGGUGGCGACAAGAUCUUCAAGAAUUUUGAAGAACUGGCUGCUGACUAUGAAAAUGGGAACUUGCAUCCUGCGGACCUGAAACCUGCAUUAUCAAAAGCAAUAAAUAAGAUACUAGAGCCGGUGCGUGAUCAUUUUAAGAAUGAUCAGAAAGCCAAAGACCUUAUGAAAAGGGUGAAGAGUUUCAAGGUAACGAGGUGAGGUUUUGUUGAAUGAAGUGGUGAAGCGGAUUAGGAGAUGAUGAUGGCUGUCUAAGAGCUACAUUUUUCUUAAAAUAACUGUGGUAGCUUGCGCGCUAUUUUGUUUCUAUUGCACUUAAUACAAUUAGAACUGUUUAGCGGGAUAGAACCUAUCUAAUAUUUCUUAUUCUUGUGUUAUUGAAAUUCAUAAGACUAAAUUGAAGUUAUUAAAAAAAGGAAUAAGACAAUUUUGUGAUCUGUGAUUUCACAGAGGAAA
Nicotiana tabacum (common tobacco) is the source of this 1430-nucleotide messenger RNA. The record is from RefSeq and is a predicted model, not a curated record. NCBI's taxonomy places the organism in Eukaryota, Viridiplantae, Streptophyta, Magnoliopsida, Solanales, Solanaceae.